Molecule: messenger RNA, 2346 nt
Organism: Laetiporus sulphureus 93-53
Lineage: Eukaryota; Fungi; Basidiomycota; Agaricomycetes; Polyporales; Laetiporaceae
Exons: 10
Coding region: 1-2346 (781 amino acids)
Biological process (GO): rRNA processing
Cellular component (GO): nucleus
Source: RefSeq, a predicted model, not a curated record
AUGGAGGAACCUCAUCUUUUGAAAAGUCUACUUCAGCUGCAGCUCGGUUCCGAUGCUUCCGCGGUCUUGCAUCUCCCCUUCGUGCUGGAAACCAUUAACCCGGACAUCCUCUCUCCCUCUCCCCAUACGCACAAAUGGACAGCCAGGAUUAACUAUUUACUGCACUCCAAGGAUGCUGGAGCACGGUGGGCUGGUCUAUCCCUUGCCCUCCGGACGGCAAUUUGCUCCAAAGCGAUGAUGAUGGAAUGUGCGCAAAGUUGGCUUGGUGUUGCGUUGCCCUCACUCUCAAAAGAAGAACCUCAACCUACGUUGAAAGCCUCCAUCAGGCUAUUGAGACGCAUAUUUUCCAGUGCCACAGACGUCACAGAGUUUCAACGCCAACUCUGCGUCCCUAACAUGCCAAAAUUCACCGCUGCACUGGUAGCACUGGAUGAGAAGCAGAGCGAUGCUGAAGUCUUAGCAUUGGCGACCCUCACGCAUUUAAUUCCUCUGUAUCCUACUCUUCAUCGCAGUUUGCAUGCAUCACUAUCCUCGCUGGCUCUAAAGCAUCUCAAUGGCUCGACACCGAAUCCAACUCCGGUCGCUCUCGUAGAGGCUGCGUCAAAACUGUACUCGACUCUGCACGUCACAGGAGGCAAGGUCGGUGCGACGAGCCUUUGGCGCAAGUCGUUGGACGAGACUCUGUCGUUCGCAUGGGGUGCAUUCUUCAACUUGAGAAGAACAUUCCCUUCAGCAGGGAAUAGCCAAGUCAUUCCUCAGGCUGGGCCAUCAACAAAUGACCCUGUUAUUCUGGUUCCUCUGAGCUUAGACCGCCUGCGAGCCGCUUCCCGUGUUCUCUGCGAUUUAUUGCACUCUUCGACGGCACGGCCUGUCUUGCUUCCAGUUGGGUCAUUAGUCAAUUUCGUUGCGGCGUUGCUGCGCUGUAGUCCCGACGAAAGGGUCGAAGCGACGGUGGAUCCUCCCUUGCGCGCCAUGGAGGUCUCUGUUAUACCUGUUAUAUGGGAAUUAGCUUGUGACCUCAUCAUCAGUCUUACUGGAAGUGCACGUCUUCAUCUGGUCCCGCAUCUCAGUCAAUUACUCUCUCAUCUAUCCUAUCACCUAGAGCAACCUCGGACAGCACGUCAACGCUUGCAUUUCUUGAGAGCAACGGCGUCGUUGCUGCAGACGGAGUCUUACCUCUACGAUGCAGUGCUCUCGUCGCGUUUGGCGCGGGCCAUCCUGCCAUUCCUCACCCCUCUGCUGGCGACCAAGACUCAGCAAAAAGGAAGUUCAAGUACUGACACCAGCAAAAGCACGGGCAAAAGAGGCAAGAAGAGGGCGCGCGGCUACGAAGGUGACGAAGUAUUCAAGGUGGCAAUGGAAAUUAUCUGUCCUACAGCCGAGGAGGGGGAGGUUCUGCUGGUCGCUGCAGAUGCGGUCAAGCUAGUAUUUCGAGUUGCCCAAAUAACCCCUCCGGUCCGCUCGCUUGUCACCCGCGUCCUUCUCGCGAUAUACAUUGCGCUGCCGCACAUGCAGCCCGCGCUCAUAUCUCCCGAUUUGUCCCUACACGGCAGACUGUACGCGCGCGUACGUGAUAUAUGCGGGGACCUCGCAUCAGGCAAUAGCAGCACGAUGAGCAAGAGCCUCGGUCUUGUCAUCGGGACCAUGUCGCCUGACUAUCACCACCCGUGUGGCGCGGACGUCAUGCGUGACAUUGAGCUACUUCUGCAUCCCCGCGUUCCCCCUCUCGUCCGAUCUUUGCCGCACGUAGAAACGCUAUCGCUGUUCCGCGAGGAAGAAGGCGAGGAAGAGCUGUCUGCACGCCAGUCUCUGGGAUUGAGCACGGCAAAUGACACUCUGCCUUUGGCGUCGGCGGAUGAACAGGACGUGCAAAUGACAAUUACCGCACCGGUGUCCCGUCCUGAGGCAGCCUUUCAGGAUACGGCACAAGCUUCCAGCCGUCCAUUGCACACUGCGCCCUCCGAUCGCAGUGCACUGACGCCCGCCACAGGCACAGCUCCUCAAUUCAUCAAGCAGUUCGUUGCAGCUACUCCGACACCCUGGACUCCCGGGGGGCAUGCCACUGUCACUACUCAAAAUUCACAAAGUGAUGCGCCUCUAAUGCAUCCGCAACAGUUCGAUGCAUCGCCUCCCCAGGACGACAUUCCGGCAACCCCGGAGGUACAGUCAAAAACGCCCGGUGUCUCCUCGACUUUAUCGUCGGAGCAAACCCGUGCCAUCCCGCCACCGACUUCAAUCCCCCCUGUAUCGUCAACAUCACAGGGUUUUGUGGCGACGCACGAAAAUGAAGAAGACGAGCCGAUGCCCAGUAUCAACAUGGACUCGGAUUCGGAUGAGGAGAGCUAG